CACUGACUGACACUGAUAGGCAACACUGACUGGCAUUGAUAGGUGGCACUGACUGGCACUGAUGGGUGACAUUGAAAGGCAGCUCAGAUGGGCACUGAUAUGUGGCAUUGAUGUGCACUGGUAUGCACUGAUAUGUGGCAUUGAUGUGGUACUGAUGGGCACUGGCACGUGGCACUAAUGAGCACUGACAGGUGGCACUUCUGGGGCCACACUGAUCAUCAGUGCCCUGAUGAUCACUGUCAGCGUGACAGCUCAAGAGGAGAGAAAAUGACGAUAACCGGCUUUUCCGUGUUUACAUGUGAUCAGCUGUGAUUGGACA
Messenger RNA from Staurois parvus, 319 nucleotides. Lineage: Eukaryota; Metazoa; Chordata; Amphibia; Anura; Ranidae. The record is from the annotation of a GenBank genome assembly.